Messenger RNA from Peronospora farinosa, 1164 nucleotides. The record is from the annotation of a GenBank genome assembly. NCBI's taxonomy places the organism in Eukaryota, Oomycota, Peronosporomycetes, Peronosporales, Peronosporaceae.
AUGGCACGUUUACAUCGUGUCGGCAGGGCCACUUCGAAUAUGCAACUUCGCAGUCAAAAGCGUGAUUUUACUUCAACUAUUGCAGUCAUGACUACCAGCAAUGAUUCAUCUCCUGAAUCACAAAAGAAGAAGACCGUAAAGCCAAAAAGGACGUCGUUUCGACCGAAGUUCAUCGUAGCACCAACGAGCUCGAAAUUCCCUAUACUAACAGCAUUGAAAAAACAACGAGUGGAUCCCGACUCGAUCGACCAUGACAAAAUCCUAUUGAAAUACCCAAAUUUAAUCCCAGCGCGACUUAUUCGUCGCUACAAACGGUUUUUGGCUGAUGUCGUACUUCUCGAUGGAAUUGCAAAGGACGAAACGGUUGAAAUCGUUGACAAGAAUUUAGGGACAAAAAGUGAUGGAGAUGGAAUAAUUGAUGAUGAAGAGGUGGUGACUGUAUACUGUCCGAAUACGGGACCAAUGGUGGGACUGUUGGAAGGACUACCGAACGCUCGUGUGCAGUUGUCGAAGAGCAGCGACCCGAAACGCAAAUAUGCGUACACGCUCGAGAUGAUUCAGAUCAAUAAUGGAGAGAGAGACGUUUGGGUUGGUGUACACUCGACUUCUGCGAAUCGAAUGAUUGAGCAGGCACUCACAUCUCGGUGGUUGACAGAGCUUGGUCACUAUGACUCUGUGCGGCGCGAAGUCAAGUUUGCCAAUAACAGUCGUGUAGACUUUGUGCUGACCACAAACGCCAAGGACGGCACAAUUGUUCAUGAAAAAUAUGUUGAAGUGAAAAGCGUUACAUUAGCGAUGGACGGACGUGGCAAAAGCUCGUCGCGCUGCGCUGUAUUUCCGGACACGGUGUCGACUCGAGCUCAGAAGCAUGUCACCGAGCUGACAGAUCUACUGUCCACAACGACCAAAGGUCUAGGAAACAGGAAGGAGACCGCAACUCACAAGGUGAGUGGAACCAUUGUUUUUCUCGUACAGCGUGACGAUUGCACCGCUUUCGCUCCAUCCAUCCAGCACGACAAGAAAUUUGCAGAACUGUGCGCCAUUGCGGCCAAAAGCGGGAUUCAAAUACUAGCUUAUGCAUGCGCUCUGGAACCUGACGAGACCAAGAAAUCUGGAACUGUGCGACUUCUAGAGUCUUUACCACUGCAUGGAGCAGCGUCGUAG